Molecule: messenger RNA, 395 nt
Organism: Carassius auratus (goldfish)
Lineage: Eukaryota; Metazoa; Chordata; Actinopteri; Cypriniformes; Cyprinidae
Product: protein FAM240B
Exons: 3
Coding region: 128-358 (76 amino acids)
Source: RefSeq, a predicted model, not a curated record
UCACUUCUGAAAUAAACCCGAGGAGGAGCUCAGGAACAUCAUUAGAGGAGAUCACACUGGAAUAAAGACCACCGUCUGGACGAUGAAGAUCACUCUUCCUCUGUGCUGAUCUUAAGACAGUCAGGAGAUGAGUUCUGCUCUCAUUCAUGACAAACUCUUCAUCAAGUCCUUCUGGGAGCAAAAGAUCAACAAUCACAAUCACAUGACAGAAACUGAAGAAGAGAGGAUGAAGAGGAGCGCUCUCACCAAGCUGCGUGACGAGUGGCUCAUCAGACUGGAGCUCCGGACCAAACAUCUGAAGAAUUUUGGCGACAAUCGCGGGGGAAAUCCAGCCCUGAACCAACAAUCCCCGAUCUAACUGAUGAGUGCGGCUCAAUAAACACACAGACACUGAC